AUGUUGAUCUGACUUCGUGCGGUGAAAACCUACAUCAGAAGUAAAAGUGGCCGUCUAAUUGAGCGUAUCGUAUUCUUGUCCGAAGAAGACUACCAAGAUUUUGAGGAGGCCGUUUCUAAGGGUCGAGACCCCAGGGCGUUGCUCUCGAAGUAUUUAUCAAAGCGAGAGGCUGAAAACCUUGAGUCCUUCAGCAAAGAGGAGCAGAUUGCACUGAAAACGUGGGUUCGCACGAAAAGUGGCCGCCUGCUCGAGCGUGUGGUCUAUAUUUCACGGAAAGAGCACGAAGCAAUCAAACGAGGUGACUUGGACGCUACAAGUCUUAUUCGAGAACGGAUGAAGCUGAAGAAA
Messenger RNA from Protopolystoma xenopodis, 348 nucleotides. The record is from the annotation of a GenBank genome assembly. NCBI's taxonomy places the organism in Eukaryota, Metazoa, Platyhelminthes, Monogenea, Polystomatidea, Polystomatidae.